This is a messenger RNA of Aspergillus ibericus CBS 121593, 1652 nucleotides long. Its product is annotated as cytochrome P450. Gene Ontology annotation, molecular function: iron ion binding; monooxygenase activity; oxidoreductase activity, acting on paired donors, with incorporation or reduction of molecular oxygen. The record is from RefSeq and is a predicted model, not a curated record. Lineage: Eukaryota; Fungi; Ascomycota; Eurotiomycetes; Eurotiales; Aspergillaceae. The coding region runs from base 5 to 1468 and encodes 487 amino acids. The transcript has 2 exons.
CACCAUGUUCCUCACCAUCCUCCCCGUCCUCCUCCUCUACCUCCUCUACAAAUACCUCCUCCACCCCUACUUUUUCUCCCCCCUCUCCCCCAUCCCCAACGCCCAUCCCACCUCCCCCAUAACCUCCCAAUGGAUCACCAGCAAACGCAGCCACACGCAAGAAGUCCACGCCAUCUACGCCGCCCACCGCCGCUCCGGGCCCAUCAUCCGCCUCGCCCCGAAUGAACUCAGCAUCAACUCCCUCUCCGGCCUGCGCACCAUCUACACCGGCGCAUUCGAAAAACAUCCCUUCUACAGCGAUGCGUUUAUUAACUUCCAGACCCCGAAUCUCGUCGGCAUGUUAUCGAAUCAACCGCACGCGCAGCAGAAACGGAUGCUAAGUAGCGUGUAUGCGAAAUCAUAUCUGCAGAAUUCAAUGGAUAUGCGUGUGUUUUCGAGACAUAUCCUCUGGGAGCGAUUAUUUCCCAUUUUGCAGAAUCUGGUGAGAACCGGGGCGACGGUGAAUGUGCUUCCGUUGUUUCAGGCCGUCGGGAUGGAUUUUACGUCUGCGUUUUUGUUUGGAUUAGGGCAUUCCACGAGAUAUCUAUCUGAUCUUGGGGCGUGGAUGAACUGGUUAGAUGAGUAUGAGCGGUUCAAGCACCAAUCUCGCGAGAAGCGGUAUCGGGGGUUCAUUGAGAGUUGGUGUUUGGGGCUGUGUGAGAGCGUGCAGGGCCCCUCACAAACAGAGGCAGAUGUUCCGGCUACGGAAGCAGUGGUUUUUGAUCGCCUCAAGGCGGGGUUGGAGAAAUCCCCGGAUGAAAGACCCUUGGAUUUGGCGAUUGCGUCGGAGUUGUUGGAUCAUUUGGUGGCGGGGCAUGAGACGUCGGGGAUUACGUUUACGUAUAUGAUGUGGGAGAUGUCGAAGUGGCCGGAGCUGCAGGCUCGGUUGAGGGGGGAGCUGGCGUCAGUGAAGGGGUCGUUGCGCUAUGGGGGGAGGGAUGAGGAGUUGCCUCCUCUGGCGGAGAUUGAUGGACUACCUUUGUUGGAUGCUAUUGUGAGAGAGACGCUGCGGCUACAUGCCCCUGCUCCGGCACAGUUACCGAGGGUGACCCCUCCUGAGGGGACGUGGUUGCAUGGAUAUAGGAUUCCUGGGGGCGUGCAGGUGAGUUCGUCGGCGUAUUCGCUGCAUCGGAUUGAGGAGGUCUUUCCGUCGCCGGAGGAGUGGAUUCCGUCGAGGUGGUUGGAUGUGGAAGAUGGCAAGAUCCACGAUAUGAGGAAGCUGUUUUGGGCGUUUGGGAGUGGAGGGCGGAUGUGCUUGGGGAGUAACUUUGCAUUGCUGGAGAUCAAAUUGGUUAUGGCGGCGGUGUAUGCCAAUUACACGACGAAAGUGGUGGACGAUGAGGGAAUUGAGCAGAAUAUGGAGUUUAUUGCGUUGCCCCAGGGGAGGAAGCUGGUGGUGCGGUUUGUUCCGGUGGAGGGGGGUGCUUGAUGGCAAGUUGCCAGUUGGUGUAUCUACGGAAUGCAGCUGCAUGGCGGAAAAGGCUUCCGGAAUCUUCAUUCCUCUGCAGGUGAUCCUGCUCUGGAAUCAACAAGGAUGCUUAGGACCUCAAAAUUAUUAGUACCACCUGCAGCUGAUUCUCUUAGCUUAAUCUAAGAUCAAGUGACAAAUCAAU